This is a messenger RNA of Dibothriocephalus latus, 243 nucleotides long. The record is from the annotation of a GenBank genome assembly. NCBI's taxonomy places the organism in Eukaryota, Metazoa, Platyhelminthes, Cestoda, Diphyllobothriidea, Diphyllobothriidae.
AUGCUGGCUGGAAAAGAACUUGCUCGCAUCGAUGUCAAAUUAGCACCCAUGGGACCAGGAAACAGGAGUAGUGCCAUUGCUGGUUCCAUUGCUGGUGCCAUUGCUGGUGCCAUUGCUGGUGCCAGUCCUGGUGCCAGUCCUGGUGUCAGUCCUGCCGCCACUCCUGUUCCAGUUCCGCAGGUCGACAAGGACAGUGCCAGUAAGGCUUUCAUUCAGGUUGGAGAGGACAUCAUUAAUCUAUAA